AAACACUGGAUUAAUUGUCAUAUGAAACGCGCUAAUGUUGUCACAAUGUAGGACUGGUGUCGAAUUUAACGGGACGUGUAGAUCUUGUAGUACAAACAUCAUUCAAGUAAGUUCAGCUGCAGUAUGAGACAUACACAAUGGUAGCCUAGAGAUCUACACUAACGCACCCACGAACAGACAAACUAAACAGUCCCAUACGGGAGAAUCGAACCAGUUUCAUACGGGAGAAUCGAAACAGUCCCAUACAGGAGAAUCGAGCUUCUACUGAGAAGAAUAAAACAAAAGGCCAACAAGGCAACCCAAAACACUACACAACACAAACACCAACAAUAUACAAUACUAGAAUAAGACCCUCCUCUCGCCGGCAGACAAUCCACACCAAUCCAUGGCUCGACACCUAGAGACGUCAGCACAAGGGAAAGAAACCCAAUCCAAGAAACCGAACCAAAAACUCCAGCAAGCGGCUAAUUGGAACUGCAAUCGGACCAAAUUCCUCUCCCGAACGGCAACCCCUAGACCAACACCAGAGAACAACUCCUUUCUCCCCAACUCCCAACCACCGACCGAGACCACAUCCCAAACACACGAGACACAACCAGCCCCCACCAACCAACAUCACCGGGAAACGGAAAAGGAGAGAAAAGGACAUAUACCUCAACCCCGACCCCCUUACCAGAGAAGGUCGGGACCAGCCGAUCGACCAAAUUUGGCGCCAACCGAAACCCGCUCCACCACCCAUAGACGACCGGCGAGUGCGGCGAAGCUCUACAUCGGGGAGGGGGCGACGACUCCUAAUGGGACGAGCAGCUCGGGCUGGUGACGGCCGACGCCAUGGCACCUUGGAUUGAGCAGCAGAGAGGAGAUGAAGGCUCAGCUACGACUACGAAGCUUCCUGAUUUGGGGAAAAGGGUUUUCGCGAUAAGAGAGGAGAGAGGUUUUUGAAACUAUGGACGAGACGGUCGGACCUCAUUAGUCGCAAUGCAAUUUUUCCUAGUUGUUAAAGCGAAAUUUACUAAGUUUUACCGCCGAAUAUUUCCACACGAUGUCGUUCUCUUUUAUUGUUUUCUUCCUUACAAGGCGGCAUCGUUUUAGAAACAUGUCGUUUCUCUCAUCGUAUUUAAAUUGUGUGCGCUACCCGGCAUUCUGAACGAAUUUUUUCAGAGUUUUCAGCAUUUUAGUGAUUAUCAGAUUCCAACAUCAAUAGGCUCCUCUACCUUCCAAAACGAAAAAAAUCUCUCGUUGAGUUUCUAAAUGGAGCUAGCCAUUACCAUCGGUACGCCCCCGGCACCUUCAGACAGAGAAGCUAUCGACCGCCGCUGUGAGGAGGCCUUGGCGGCGUCCCAGCAGGGGAACCGCGAGCGCGCUAAGGAAAUCGUUCUGGAGAUUUUUUCUGAUGUUUCAUCGGCGUUGGGAGAAGUUCACCGCGUCCAGUCGGUGAUAUAUUCGGUUGCUGCUGCUCUGGCCGCUGGAAAUGUGGCCGCUCGAGAUCUGGUCGCUCGAGAUCGAUACAGAAAUUUAGCUUUUCAGAAUGCAAAGAUUGCCACGCAUCUAUCCCCUGAGAGCUCUCAUAGUGCAUACCUUUGUGCUUCACUGGUGUUGACCGGCGCUAAAGACAUGGAAGAGCUGAAACGAGUGCAUGAUAUUUGUGAAGGUUUCCUCGUGAAAUUUGAAGAUGCUGUUGCUGCAUUUACUGGAUUAAGUCAGCUAGCAAAGGUCAAGGCCCUUCUAAUUACUAAUUUUGAAACUGAGGAUAUGUGGUUUACGUUCGAUCGGUGUAGUGCAGCAGCUAAGUUGGCCAAAUCAGGAAACCUUGAAGAUGUUAUUCCACUGUUAGGACCGAUUAAGGAAGCAGUAGAAUUAUACUGCUAUAGUCUAAGCUUAGAGGAGAGAAGUGAAUUAACCAGAAUUCGUAUUCCAGAUAUGAUGGAAAAAUAUGAAACAUUGUAUGACGGGAAAUUCUACCUUCUACUGAAGGAAAGCGUCUUUCUCUGGAAAACAGGAAAGGUAUGGACAAAAUGGCUUUGUCCAUGCAAUACUGAGAAGUUUACUAACAUUACUCUUUUCGAGCACCAUAUAAAGGAGCAUUCGGGAUUAGGAAUGACAAGUAAGGCUGUGGUGGAUGAAGCAGAUGGCAUAAUAAAUGAUGAUUGUUUGAUUUUUCAAGACUUAGAUUAUAGUGAUAUUUUUGGAUGCGACUGCUACUUGCUGGAGUCCUGGAACGAUUAUAAAAAGGAGAAAUGGCUCACUGCGGCUAGUACUCUUAUGUCGCUAAAGACAGAAGCAUCGCGUCUGGAAGGCCUAAGAGGGAAACUAGUCUCCAACGAGUCUAAGCUUAGAAAUGGUGUCGUGGAGAUGGUGAAGGGCUCACUUGGCGAUGAAGCUCAUAUACUCAACUUGAAAAUGUGGCUCCCUCCGAUGAUGAAGAUAGCUAACCCAUUCCUAGGCAGCCCAACCAAAGCUGAAACACGAACAACAAGAAGAGUUGCGAAUGGAAUUCUAGUGUAUAUGAUAGAAAACCAGAAGGGUGACCAUGCCUUUUGUUUUGUUGUGGGUGUAUUUACUAGACUUCUGAAGGAGACGUACGAUACGUAUGUCAAUAAGCGAUUCAUUCGCUUCCUGUCU
Messenger RNA from Striga asiatica, 2622 nucleotides. The record is from the annotation of a GenBank genome assembly. Lineage: Eukaryota; Viridiplantae; Streptophyta; Magnoliopsida; Lamiales; Orobanchaceae.